Molecule: messenger RNA, 7304 nt
Organism: Colossoma macropomum (tambaqui)
Lineage: Eukaryota; Metazoa; Chordata; Actinopteri; Characiformes; Serrasalmidae
Gene: arhgef28a
Product: Rho guanine nucleotide exchange factor (GEF) 28a
Exons: 36
Coding region: 210-5717 (1835 amino acids)
Biological process (GO): regulation of Rho protein signal transduction
Molecular function (GO): guanyl-nucleotide exchange factor activity
Source: RefSeq, a predicted model, not a curated record
UCCACGACGCAGGGCUGAGAACGCCGGCCGGCUGGUUGUGAGAGCAGAAGCUGUGGCGGACAGUACAGACCGCUGUUCUUAACGUUGUUCAACCACAGCCGGGCCGACUCUCUUUUACUGAAGUUGGAUUUUCCACAACGGCUAAUUUUACUGGUGCAGGUUUGAAAACUUUCCCGGCGUGUGUCUGGAGAUGACGGUAUGAUGAUCUGAUGGAGCUGAUCAGAGAAGAGGUGCCUCUUUAUGGUCAGGUUGAAGCCUGUGUGAUACUGCAGGUUUCUCAGUCUGCUCAGGAGAACGCUGAAUACUAUGUGUUGUUAGAAGGUUCAUCUUUCCACCAUGUCACCACAGCUCAGAAGAAGGAAAAGGGCCGUUUACUGAGCUUUACUGUACCUGGUCACAAUGUCCCAGAGAAGGUCUCGCUGCAGGUGUAUCGCUGGGAGGACAGCAGCAACCAGGUGACCCCUCUGUCCGAGUCACAGGAGCUCUCUCUGGAUUACAAACGAGACAAUGUACAGGAGGUGGCUGAUCUGCUCAUUUCCAAUCCUGACCACCUGACCUCCAUCAAUUACCAGGAUAUCCAGAGGAAAUUUUGCCUUGGAGAGAAUUUCCGAUUUGGGCAGAAUAGUUCAGAUAUGACUAUUCAGCCUGGGUCGUCCAGCCAAGAGCAACUGGAGGAAACUUUAGGAUUUGACAAAAGCCUAGAUGAGCCCAAAGAAGGGCUACCUGGUGAGGAGAAGGACCACAGCCCAAGUGACAGCUCUGCAUGCUGGGAACUUGGUCCAGAGCAUGGAUGCACACCUAAGCCAUGCAGUACUGUCGAUGUGAAAAUCACACAGGCACUUGCAAACUGUCAGUCUUAUUUAGAGUGGACAGGCCAAAAGACACAAGAGUCUCAAGGUCACCAUAGGGAAACACUUCUCCAAAUAGCCGUGAAUUUGGGUCUAUGUCACGUCACCCUCUUCUACCUUCAAAAGUCUGAAGAUCAGAAGAUGACAGUAUUGCCCAAUGGGGAAGGCCACGGUCCUGUUGAACUGACCCAAAGCAGAGAUGACGUAGCAACAAGUUCAUCAACCAAGCCUUCAGCUUGUAGAGAAUCUAGACCAUUGUGGAUGUCUGAAGUGUGGACUGAUGACUCUCACCUGCUCCGAUUCUGCCCCCUAACAAGCUCCCUCGUCCUGACAGUCAAACACAGUGCACACGUUGACGCACAGCAUAGCAUACAGCUCUAUCGAGAAAAAAUGAAGGAUUUAAAAAUGCAUACGCAGGUAACAGAGCUCAGUGAGUCCACUGAGAAGAACAGAAAGAGCUUGACAGAUGACACAAGUGAUGGAGAUUUAACCAAUCAGAUGAGCACAGAGGAUUCUGCUCUGGUGGACAGCGUUUUUGAAGAACAGCUUGUUCUUUCUCUGGAUGAAGACGAAGAGACUCCUGCCUCAUGUAACUCAGAGAAGCCAUGCUCCUCUCCUGGCUCCUGCUCUCCAUUCCAGCCUCACUCCACACACACUGCUGCUGCCAGACUCGCUGCCAUGCUCAGCCGCUCCGGAAAGGUCCCACAGCUGCCUCUCUGCGAUGAUGACCUCAACAAGAAGUACAACGUCGCUGGAGUGACAGGAGACAGUUCAGGGACAGACAGUGGGGUAUGGCUCGGGUCAGGGACAGAAACCUCUUCACCAGGCACAAUGGACACACCCCUGCCUGUUAAAGAGGAGGAGGGGCCCAAGGAAAAGCCCCCCUUCUCUCGCCCUUUCUCUCCAUCGUUCGCUCAUUUCUCCCCCACUUCCCCAGCAGGACUGGUGCUAGACAGAUUUCUUCGCGGCACACGUCCCACUGAACUGACCUACAACAGCGCAGUUUCACCUCCAGAGUCAUAUGAACUUAGCCCGAGUCUUGUGGCCUUGGAAAUGGACAGUGAAGAGGAAGAUGAUGAUUUCCUUAUGAAGAAGCCCCUUCCCCAGAUAUCCUCUGACCAUAAGACCAAUGGAGAGGAGCGGGACAGCUUUAAUCCUGCCCCUGACCUCACAUGCAUCCGCUCUCACUCCGCUUCCUCAGCCUGUAACCCUGCAUCUUCAAAGGAGUCUGUUGAUCAAGGAGGUCGUCUUCGUUCAUAUUCUUACUCAUCCCCCAAAAUCAGCCUGCUGCCCCCUCGCUUUAGCCGUGAUGCCCAGCCCCCAUCUGCUGACCUCAGCCAAGAUGGAGCCCUCUCCGGCAGCAGUGGCAGCAGAUCUCUCCUACAGGCUCUGUCUCUGUCUAAAUCUCUGUCUCUGCUCAAUCCUGUUAAACAGCGGGCAUUCAGCUUAACAGAACAGCCACAAGAAAAGAGGGAGUUAAAGUUCCGUAGACGUGCUCAGUCAGCUGACGAUGAGUCCAGCGUCGAGCUGGACGACUCCCUCCAGCACCUCACGCUCUCCGAAUUCCUCAAAGAAAUCGAAGAGGAAGAAUGGGAUCGGUACAUUAUCCCUUCUAAGACAGAGUCUGAGAAAUAUAAAGUCAGCCGCACCUUCAGUUUCAUCAAGAGCCGAAUGUAUAGCACACGCAAGAAUAAGGGGAAAGCAAAGGAGAGGGAAGCCAAAGAAAAGCAGGGGAAUGGCCACCAGUUUACAGCAGGACCUGGCCAGGGGUCUUCAGUGUGUGAGGUGUGCGACAAGCCUGCUGCUGGGAAAGAAACCCUACACUGCACUAACUGUGCUGUGAGCAUCCACAAAGGCUGUAAAGACUCCGCAGCACAGUGUCUUAAGAAAGUUCAUGAUAAAUAUGCUGUUUCCAUGGUGAAGACCAGAGCGGCCACCCUCCCUCAGAACUACACAGUGCGUGAAACUGCCUCAUCUUCACCAAUGGCCACUUCAGCCUCCCUCCCAGUGAUGACACUGCGGGACAGGAAAGACACGACCCCUCUGCCCUGCCCUCUCUCCAGAAGUGUUCCUUUAGUCCCGGAGAGGCUUGCUGAGAGUCCAGAGGGAGACAACGACUCCUCGUCAUGGAGGACUCCUCUCCAAUCAGAAGAGCUGCUGCAGACUGUGGAAUCCUCCACGUCCACUGAGUCCUCGCUUGUGGAGGACACAGUGGACGCUCCUCUACAGAACGAGUUGGAGGCGGACGCUCAGGAUUUGGAGGCGGAGUCUUGGAGUCUGGCAAUGGAGCCUCAGUUCUGUCAGAAGCAGGAAAAACACACUAUUAAGAGACAGGACGUAAUUUAUGAGCUCAUGCAGACAGAGUUACACCACCUACAGACGCUGACUGUCAUGGCGGAGGUGUUUAGGCGGGGCAUGCGGGAUGAAGUAGGGCUGGAUGCGGACACCAUUGGUCGGAUAUUUCCCUGCUUGGAUGAACUUCUCCUCCUGCACAGAGACUUCCUGUCUGCUAUGAGGGAACGACGGUAUGGCUCUGCUCAGCCUGACAGUGACAGGAACUACCUCAUCCACCGUGUGGGUGACAUCCUGUUGCAACAGUUCUCUCAGGAGAAUGCUGAGACCGUGAAGCAAGUGUACGGGGAGUUCUGCAGCCACCACACUGAUGCCGUCAGCUUCUUCAAAGAGCUCCAGCAGCAGAAUAAGAGAUUUCAGCUCUUUAUUAAACAACAGAGCAGCAACUCACUGGUGAAGAGGCGGGAAAUCCCAGAGUGCAUUUUGUUAGUGACACAGCGAAUCACAAAAUACCCUGUGCUUAUAGAGAGGAUACUACAGUACACUGAAGAGGGCACAGAGGAGCACGCUGACCUGUCUGCUGCUCUGGCUCAUAUCCGUGAUUUGAUCUCGGCGGUGGAUUUGCGAGUGAGCCAGCAUGAGCAGAGCCAGUGGUUGAGUGAAGUUCUGAGCCGGAUGGAGAACAAAAGUUCAGCUAAGCUGAAGGACGGCCACACCUUCCGUAAGCAGGACAUGGCCAGUGGCAGAGCACUCCUGCAUCACGGCCCACUGCUCUGGAAGACUGCCACAGGGAGACUGAAAGAUGUGCUGGCGCUUCUGCUGACUGAUCUGCUGGUAUUCCUCCAGGAGAAGGACCAGAAGUACAUCUUUGCUACUGUUGACCAGAAACCCCCAGUGAUUUCCCUGCAGAAGCUGAUAGUGAGGGAAGUGGCUAAUGAGGAGAGAGGAAUGUUCCUCAUCAGUGCCUCCUCAGUCGGCCCCGAGAUGUAUGAGGUGCACACGGCCUCGAAAGACGAGCGCAACGCCUGGAUGAGGCUCAUCCGAGAAGCUGUGGUAAUUUGCCAUGAAAAGGAAGAUGAUACUGCAUGCGAAUCAGAAGAAGAGAGAAAAGUGGCGGAAGCAAAGGUCCAGAGAAUUCACAAACUACAAGAGUCUCUGUGUGGUCAGGAUCAGCUGAUCUGCUCCAGUCUGGAAGAGAAGCUGCAGAUCUACGCAGAGCUCUCAGCUAUGGCGGGCCACAGAGACGUGGGGCCCGAGCCCAGGCUGCUGGUACGACCAGGAACUGACGAGCUUCCGCAUGCUGCUGUUCUGCUUAACGCUGCACUCAAAGAGGCGGAGAGUCUGAGAGCAGCUCUGUCAUCUCGCUGUGGCUCUCCCUCCUCUUCAGCUGUCCUCCCCACACUCCUGGAGCAGACAGCACCUGACACCUCCGGCAAGGAGUCACUUCCUGCUGCUCUUUCUCCUCCUCCUUCCCCUGCCGAAGGAGAAUCCCCAUUAGUGGACACACCACGGGGUGAAGAGGAGGAGGUGGGUGGAGAGGAAGGGCUGGACCUCCAGCUUCAGAAUCAUAGCACAGCGACUGACAAUCAUAAUAUGCAUAUUCAGGUGUGCCAGAGUGUCCAGAGUUUGACCCAGUUGCUUUACAGUCUGCAGGCGGCCGUCACUAUCCAGGAUAGCUGCUACGAAGUCCAGCGGCUCCUCCUCCUUCUCUUGUCAAACCACGCCCCCCACAACACUCAGCCCCGCCCCUCAGUCGGUCUGCAGGAGCAGGAACGACAGCGGGAGGCGGAGCGUCGCCGGGAGGAGGCGGCGGGCGUGGCACGCCUUCGCAGCACCCUGGCCCGGGAACGGCAGCAGUGGGAGCGCGAGUGCCAUGCCCAGCAGCUUCGGCACAGCCAGCAGGAGGGCGUGCUGGAGCAGAGGGAGCAACAGUGCCACCUGGAGACGCAGAGGCUGCAGCAGGAGCGUGAGGAGCUGCAGGAGCAACUGCAGGACUACCAGCAGAGCCUGGAGAGGCUGCGCGAGGGCCAGCGCAGUGUGGAGAGAGAGAGGGAGCGGCUGGAGACCCAACGUAGACUGCUGGACAGCUGGAGACACGGACGGCAACGAAGUCUGCCUGCCAUGGUCAUACCACUGGACGGUCAGCAGGGCAUCCAUCAUGGCAGCCAGGAUGAGGACACUUCCAUAUUUGUGAACGAGGCAGCGUUCCUGACUCCCUCCAUGAAUAACAGACACCUUCAUGAUCACCAGCAUCAGUACCAUCACAACCCCGACCUGCGUCCUGGACUGCUGGGAUAUACAGACUCCCCCAGUGCUCAGAAUAGUCUGAACUCUCUGCUGGCCUGGUCCAAUCAUAGCCAUCCCACCAUUGGCAUGCCAAACCCUUCCACAACACAAGAGGAAUGGGUGGGAAGCCAAGACACGGGUCCUCCAAGCCAUGCUGGAGUGGCUUGGACAGCAGGGGUAGCAGGGGUUGGACUUUACCAAGGUGACGCCCUCUCCGUGCCUCCGGCUUAUGUUUCCAUGGAAACGGAGAACCGGGAUGCGGAGGCAGAGGAGAACAUUGUGUAUCUUUGAACUGACAUCUGUUUAGACUUGGUCUGAAGUGAAACUGUUGAAGAACAAACACAAACAGAACUCUAGUUAUGGUCAGGAAAUUGCAGUGACUCAAAUAAUCAGUAGAGGCUGAACUUCUCACACAUCAGAGCUAGAUCCAUGUUUAUCGUCGGGGGUGUGGGUUUUCAGACCACGUGUCUUUCGUAUCCUGAUCUAGAGGAAACUGGAGCUCUUAGUCUGAUCUACAGUCACAAGCAAACAUUAAACAAACUCUAACCUGGUUUUAUUAUUAACUAGUUCCAUUUUUCACCACUGCUACCAAACCAUUGCUAAUCUUUAACCCUUUUACAAGUAUGGUCUCAAUGGUGAGAUUUGCAGUGGCUGGUCCCUAGAGAGUACGAUCCCACCGGUGUGAUUCAAACACAGCGGUUACAAUGUUCAGCUUCAAAUACUGACAAAAUAGCUUUAGUUCUAUUCCUUCAUCAGAUCGGUCUGCUGAUUUGUCUUUGCACAACAUACAGAGUAUCCCAAAAAUGCAGCCAAAACAGGGUGACAUUUUCAACACACAUCUUUGUUAAACGUGUUAAACUUGUCCUUUUAUGCUCAGCAGCAUCAUACCAAAUUUUCCCUCAGGCCUCCCUUAAUCUGAGAUAAAAAUCCAUUGUAAAAGCAAGUCUGUGUCCAAAGAAAAUCCGCAUGGAGCCAUAACAUAUAACGGUAGAAAACAUAGACAGCUUGUACAAUUGGGUGCUUUUGUAUUAUUUAUCAGCAAAGCCAUUAGUUUUUAGUAUUAAGAAGUAGCCCAAAGACUAGCGGAGAGCUGUCAGCACAGGCUGUUAACACAAAAACAGCAAAGUAGCAUACGGUUAGCUGUGGAAAAUAUGGCAGAAUUAUUAUAUCACAAGUUGGAAUAGACAAAAUAGAACCUGUAGUGCCACAAUACUAUAAUAAUAAUAACCACACUGUACUAAAUGUAAUUAAACAGGCAUAAUUAUGCGUACUUCUUAAAAAAAGCGGUUAUUCACUGUUCUUUUUACGUACUGACGAUACCCAUGAUACACUAAGAAAAGCAGGCUGUGACGUAGUUUAUCACGAUAACCAUAAAAUUGUCAUAUUGCCCACCUCUACAUGCAAUAUAAAAUAAAUUAAACCUUAUAGCAACCUCAUAACUUCACUGAAGCUAUGAAAUUGCCUGCUUUUACUAAUAAACUGUUAAGAAGCAGAUCUUAAAAUAGUAUUACCCACUUUGUUAGUUCCAAUGAAUAGAAACAUAGGAAGUCAUUAAGUGUCACCAAUUAAUUAAAAUAACAACAGCAAAAAAACAGCUUAUAAAAGAAUUACCACAGGAUCCACAAUCUGAUCAUGUUGCAUGUAGCCUGAUGUUUCCGCCUACCGUUCUGUAGAUGACGUGGAGACGAUUCUGCAGAACAAUCACAUUCUAGAACUGCAGCUACAUUUGAGCUAAAAGAAUUCACUCUGGAGAGAACUCCAUUGGAGACAGAGUUUACUUGUGAAAGGGUUAACAAUCACGUUACACACAUAUAGCUUUAAAUCUGUAGUCUGUAUUCCUGCCACAUUGUGAGCUUGGUGAUGGACUGAAAUCUGGUA